AUGGCGUACCGAGCUGCUGGUAUCCCAAGCGUUGUCGUCUGCAUGUUUGAACCGACCGUGUUCGACAACUACGUGACGGACAUUGAGCUCGACGGCAAGCCGAUCCAGCUCGCGCUCUGGGACACGGCAGGCCAGGAAGAGUACGAGCGUCUCCGGCCCCUGUCUUACAGCAAGGCGCACAUCAUCCUUAUUGCAUACUCGGUGGACACGCCUGACUCGCUCGACAACGUGACGCAGAAGUGGCACGAUGGAACGAUGUGUACAACGCACGAUGCGUGCACAGCAUCCGGCAGCGAGCAGAGAUCAGCCGGCACAGGCGGCGAUCUGCGCGGCGUCCGCCGUUCCACUGGGGAAUGCGGCGCCAGUGUGCGGGGAUCGACGGCUGGCCAGAUAAACCAGCCUUCCAGACUACCAGCGCCAUUGUCCAUCCCAUGUGCUGUUCGCUGCAUGUCUUGCGACUUGCAAAGCUGCAAAGCUACUUCCAGCCAAGUGCAACAAGCUAACCCUCAGUGGAUCGAGGAAGUCCGAAACAUCUGCGGGUCGUCUAUACCCGUCAUCCUUGUUGCGUGCAAGCGCGACCUGCGCGACAAGGCGAUCGCGAAUGGAACGUACAACCGGGACGAGUUCAUCGAUGAGGCUACGCCCAAUCUGCGAACAAAGGGACCAGGGCGGUGGGUCGUGUGCAUUUCAACAGAGGUGACCCAGGAUUCUGGGUCGCAGAGUCUGGGUCGGGUUCUUGUGGCACAUCCUCCUCCUCCACUCUACCAUUCUCCUCAAUCCUGUCCCCUUCCCCUCUCCUUCUCUCUCUCCACUUGUAAAUCAGCACAGUCUCGCUCCGCUCGCCUCUUAACACCAAGGGCGAUUCGCUCGCUCUGCUCGCUCGUCGCUAACGCCCAGGGCCGCGUCGUAGCCGAGCGUAUCGGCGCCAAGGCGUUCCACGAAACCAGCGCGCUGCUGAACGAGGGCGUGCUCGAGGUCUUCGAGGCCGCAACAAGGGCGGCCAUGACAGUCCGCGAUGCGGGAUACGGCGGGGUGGGCGAGUCAAAGCGCGAGAGGGAGUACAAGCGGCGCGAGAAGGAGGACAGGGGGGUUGGCAAGUGCUGUGUCAUUUGUUAA
Messenger RNA from Trichosporon asahii var. asahii CBS 2479, 1116 nucleotides. RefSeq names its product rho small monomeric GTPase. The record is from RefSeq and is a predicted model, not a curated record. Gene Ontology annotation, molecular function: GTPase activity; GTP binding. Gene Ontology annotation, biological process: small GTPase-mediated signal transduction. The transcript has 5 exons. NCBI's taxonomy places the organism in Eukaryota, Fungi, Basidiomycota, Tremellomycetes, Trichosporonales, Trichosporonaceae. The coding region runs from base 1 to 1116 and encodes 371 amino acids.